GUGGAAUACAAGAGGAAUCUGGCAGCUUGACAAUUAGGCCCGAGUGUUUAGGGUGAACAGAACGGGUCUAUCCUGCCAGCAGCAGUGUACAGGUAUGCCAGCGCAGUUGCAUACAUCUACAGCCAGACCAGUAGCAAGUCGGCAAGCGUGGGUGGUCGCCAGGUGUUAACAUGCCUGAGUUACCCGGAUGAGCUAACCCUACCCUACGUCGUCCAGUGGAAGAAGGAGGGGGUGAAGAACCCGGUUUUCAUCCAGUAUGAUAACUACCCAUCCCACAUGGACCGUGGCUACAAGAGUCGAGUGCGGCUUCUGGACCACGGGAGCUUGGAGCUUAGCCAGAUUAAGCCAUCAGACGAGGGGUGGUAUGAAUGCAAGAUCAUUCUGCUGGAUGGUAAAGAGGACUCCUCUGUGAAUGGAAGCUGGGUCCAUCUCAACGUCAACACUCCUCCCCGUAUUGAGCACAGUUCGCCCAAGUUCCUGUUGCUGCGUCAGGGAGACUCCGUCUCACUGUUUUGUGACGGGGUGGGGUCGCCCCAGCCCACCAUCUCCUGGAGCAAGGACACCCAGCCACUGUUCAGCUCACUCCGUGUGCGUCUGCAGGGAGAUCAUGUCAACAUCACCAACAUCCAGCGCAGCGAUGGCGGCGUAUACAUGUGCACCUUCACCAACAUGGUUGGUCAGAUAUCACAACUUAUCAAGGUCGUCAUCGAAGAUGAGUUUCAGGCUCACAAGUCUGGUAUGUAA
Molecule: messenger RNA, 744 nt
Organism: Liolophura sinensis
Lineage: Eukaryota; Metazoa; Mollusca; Polyplacophora; Chitonida; Chitonidae
Product: protein turtle homolog B-like
Exons: 4
Coding region: 277-744 (155 amino acids)
Biological process (GO): axon guidance; homophilic cell-cell adhesion; dendrite self-avoidance
Cellular component (GO): plasma membrane; axon
Molecular function (GO): cell-cell adhesion mediator activity
Source: RefSeq, a predicted model, not a curated record